Messenger RNA from Dimorphilus gyrociliatus, 1066 nucleotides. Lineage: Eukaryota; Metazoa; Annelida; Polychaeta; Dinophilidae. The record is from the annotation of a GenBank genome assembly.
UAUGGAAAAUAAAACAAGAAUAAGUCAAGUUGAUGAUCUUAUCGAAUCUACUGAAAAUGAGACAAUCGGCUUAAAUACAAAAGAAUCAUCUGCCGAUGUUCAAACAGAAAGUUGUACUACGGUUGAUAAUACCACUUAUACUUGUUCAUUAUCUAAAGAUAAUAGAAAGAUUAACGAUGACUUAAAAGUAUUAAAUCCACUACCAAACGCUUAUCAAAGUUUUGAAUUUCAAUUUUCGAAUGUAAUAUCUCGAAAUAAAAAAAAUUGGAAGCAAUUCUUUUACGAUAAAGAUGAUGGUACUUUCCUAAAGAGAACCCCUUUUAGUUGGUUACAAAUUAUCCUAUUCUACGCAAUAUUUUGGUCUUGUUUAGCCGGUUUUUUCAUAGGUGGUAUGAAUGUAAUCGACAAGUUUUUUGCUAAAGAGCAGCCUAACCUAAAUGCCAUUAAUGGUAAUAAUAAUAUGUUAACUACCCCUGGAUUAAUGAUUUUACCAGAAAUGGAUAUAAUAGACAAAUCAAAGCAAGCGGCAGAUAAAAUGAUAAAGAGAUUAAGAUCAUUGAAUAAGACUCUUCGAGUUCGUAAGAAAUGUUCCGAUGAAAUAAUUACGGAAUGUAGAGUUUUAAAUAGCAAUUUUAUCCCUUCUGAAGAAGAAUUAAGAAAUUCUUGGCAAUGGACAAGUGGAUUAUCAUAUAAGCCUUACUUUAUGUUUCGGUUAAAUAGAGUCCAUGGUUGGGAGCCAGAAGAAAAUCCGAUACUGAAUUGUCAGUCAGUAAACGCUAAAUCUGGAGAAGAAACUAAUGAAUUAAUAGGCCUCGAUCGUAAAAUAUCUAUAAACGAAAUCUCCAAGGAUUGCUAUCCUUACUGUUCCAAUAAUAAAGUUGAAAAUCAAAGAUAUAACGAUCCAUACUUCUUUGUUAGAUUAAACUUUAACGAAAGUAAACUCAUUCAUAAAGAUUUCGUUGUAGUCCAAUGCAAAUUUACAGCGAUAAAUAGAUCUAGAACUGACAAAGACUUUUUAUUUCGCGACGGAGUAAGAGGGAUAAGAUUUGGAAUUCAGUUAACUUAA